AUCAUGGUGGGCACUGCCUAACUCCUAUGGGAAUAAGAGUGAAAGAGAGGUGGGAAUACAGGAGGAUAAAAACAAACCAUACACUUUUUUUUUUGCUCUCUUUCUCUCCUUUUGAGACUCCAAAUUGAAGUAUGUUGCUUUCUCUGUUUUUGCUGCAUCACAGAGAUUCUCCCCACCCUUUCAAGUCAAAUUAAAAAAGAAAUGGGAAAUGGGAGAAAAGAAAGGGCCACAGCUCACAGCAUAUAUUCCCUCACAACACAACCCCACUUAUGUUUCCAGAUAUGGAGUGACAACAUAGUACAUGCCAACAACUAUAAAGAGAAUUCAAUCACCUCCUAUGAUCAUCAUCAUCACCAUCCAUGGCUCUUCAUAACCAAGACAUGAACCUCGUCCUCUCCAGCGACGCCAAGCCCCGACUCAAAUGGACCCCUCAGCUCCACCGACGAUUCGUCGACGCUGUCAAACAGCUCGGAGGCCCUGAGAAGGCCACUCCCAAAUCCUUGAUGAGGGUCAUGGGCAUUCAAGGAUUGACUCUUUACCACCUCAAGAGCCAUUUACAGAAAUACAGAGUGGGACGAAGCCAGCCGUCGUCGUCGCAGAGCAUCGAGACGGAGAGUAGCAAGAUAGUGACUAGCAAGAAGAGCAAUGCGGAGAAGACAAAUGAAGUGCAGGUGGCGGAGGCUCUGAAAAUGCAGAUGGAGGUGCAGAAGAAGCUGCAUCAGCAGAUAGAGGUGCAGAAGCAUUUGCAGCUGAGAAUGGAAGCGCAAGGGAGAUAUCUCCAGUCGGUGCUGAAGAAGGCGGAGGAGACUCUCUCUGGAUACAGAGCUUGCUCCAUCGAGGCUGAGCGUGCUCGAGCUCAGCUCUCUCACCUUGCCUCCAUGGUCGACUCCGGAUGCACCACCUCUGUCAUGACCGACAGCGACGCCUCCAUGCUCGUCGUGGCCGCCGACAAGAUCUUCGCUGGUUGCUCCUUUGAGAGCUCUCUCACCUCCUCGGAGAACUCUCAUGAGAAGGGAAUCAAUGAUAAUCCGGUUUUGGAGAAACGGAAAAGGGAUGAUAUAGAUUUGAAUCUCAAUGAAUUCGACUCGGGGCCUAGACCUAGAGGGAUUGACUUGAACUCCGAUGGGACUUUUUAGUGUGUAUAUUCAUCAACAUAAUGUUCAUCUUAUUAUAAUAUAAUUACUUGUGCUAUUAUUAUAAGAUUUUUAUUGGAGGAUAUCCUUAUUUUUAAAGUA
Messenger RNA from Salvia splendens (bonfire salvia), 1235 nucleotides. RefSeq names its product myb family transcription factor PHL8. The record is from RefSeq and is a predicted model, not a curated record. Lineage: Eukaryota; Viridiplantae; Streptophyta; Magnoliopsida; Lamiales; Lamiaceae. Bases 360 to 1136 code for a protein of 258 amino acids. Gene Ontology annotation, molecular function: DNA binding; DNA-binding transcription factor activity. The transcript has 4 exons.